Molecule: messenger RNA, 3446 nt
Organism: Hypomesus transpacificus
Lineage: Eukaryota; Metazoa; Chordata; Actinopteri; Osmeriformes; Osmeridae
Gene: poc1b
Product: POC1 centriolar protein B
Exons: 13
Coding region: 296-1855 (519 amino acids)
Biological process (GO): cilium assembly
Cellular component (GO): centriole; ciliary basal body
Molecular function (GO): protein binding
Source: RefSeq, a predicted model, not a curated record
GAUACUUUCUUGCUGUUGGCACAGCGCUGGUCUGAAUUUAUGUAGAUAAUCUAGCUAGUCUACCCAUUUAACCAAUGUUUCAUUUUAUUUUCUAGUCCUUCUUACUAAUAAUAAUAUAGCAUCAAUGUACAACUUCUAAUCACUUGAUGAUGAGACUCACUAGGUACUCGACUAGCACAGUCUGACAGACUUAAAGCGCGCAUUGUUUCCCCUUUGAAAGAUGGAGGAGUACAUGGCAAACUUUCUCCGUUUUGCUUUUCCAAAAGCAAGUGUGUAAGGAUUAUGCUGACUAUUGAUGUCAAUGCACUCAAUGGCAUCUGUUAUGGACGACCCAACCCUUCAAAGCAAUUUCAAAGGCCACAAAGAUGCCAUAACCUGCGUAGACUUCAGCCCUAAUCACAAGCAACUAGCCACUGGGUCGGCUGAUAAGUCCCUGAUGAUCUGGAACCUGAGUCCCAAGGCCAGGGCCUUCCGCUUUCUGGGGCAUAAAGAUGCUAUUACUGGGAUCCAGUUCUCCCCUUUUGGUGACCUUGUGGUAUCUGCCUCCAGGGACAUGACAGUCAGAUUGUGGACCCCUAACAUUAAAGGAGAGUCCACAGUUUUUAAAGCCCACACAGCCGUGGUGCGAAGUGUUAACUUCUCUCACGACGGCCAGAAGCUGGUGACGGCCUCCAACGACAAGUCAGUGAAGGUCUGGAGCGUCCACAGACACCGGUUCCUCUAUUCCCUCAACCAGCACACUAACUGGGUGCGCUGUGCCAGGUUUUCUCCCGACGGACGUCUUCUGGCAUCUUGUGGUGAUGACCGCACGGUCCGACUAUGGGAUGCCUCCACCAAACAAUGUGUGAACAGCUUCACAGACUAUGGAGGGUCAGCAACAUGUGUAGACUUCAACUCCAGUGGUACCUGCAUAGCAUCCUCAGGAUCUGACAACUCCCUGAAAAUCUGGGAUUUAAGAACUAACAAACUACUUCAACAUUACCAAGUCCACAGUGCGGGGAUCAAUUGCUUUUCCUUCCAUCCAUCGGGUAACUACCUAAUUAGCGGCUCAAAUGACAACAUGGUGAAGAUCUUGGACCUACUAGAGGGACGCCUCAUCUAUACCCUCCAUGGCCACAAGGGUCCAGUCUUCGCUGUGGCCUUCUCUCGAGGGGGGGAGCUCUUUGCCUCUGGGGGUACAGAUGCCCAGGUUUUGGUGUGGAAGACCAACUUUGAUAUCAUAGACUACCGAGAGCUUCUGAGCAAGCACAGCCAGCGGGUCAGCCUGGACCCCCCCCCUCAUCUGUUGGAUAUCUACCCCCGAGGACCCCACCUCCACUCCUCCCAGUCUGGGGCCAUAAAGAUCAAUCCCGUUGUGGCAGACACCCAGUCCACAGACCCUGAUGUCAUAGAUGUGGACCAGACACUCUACUCCUCUAUGGUUGUCAACCGGUUGCCAGUGCUGCAUGGGAACACUGACUUCCACUGUGCCGGGUUGCCCGGGCGACAAGUAGCCAGUCCGGGUCCCAGUGAGGGGCCCAGUGACUGUGGGCGGGGUUCACCCUCACCGUCUGGGCCAGGUGGAGGGGCGGAGGAAGGGGGGAGAGAGGAGACGGGGGAUUGGACCAUGCAGGAGGUGCCCUCGGCCAUGCCCACGGGGUGCCACACAACCCUACAGCACAUUGUCCACCAACUUGAAAUCCUCACUCAGAAUGUGUCGAUGUUGGAGAAGAGACUGACACUGACGGAGGAUAAACUGAAGGAGUGUCUCCACAACCAAAUCCAAAUCCUGCAUGGACAAGGGGAGAAGAAGAAAAGAGAGAGGGAGACGGCGGAGGAAGAGGAGGCAGGGCGCAGUCUCCCCCAUUUGGGAUAACUCCCUCCACACUGCAGCAUCUAGCUGUGAACAAGGAUUAUGAACAAGGUAGCCUGGGUGUCUCCUUCUUUGCCAUAUGACUUUAACCAAAAACAUUCACAUCUAUCCACAAAAAACUAGCUUUUAUUUUAAAGCUUGAAUCCAGAAUGGGGUUAGAAUCAAGAUUGAGAUACAUCAUUUGUUCAUUUGAAAGGAAACUUUUUCUUGCGUCUAUACACAUGGAUUCCCUUAAUAAUGAUUUACUGUCUAUUUAUACAAAUAAAUAAAAACAUUUAUAUAUUUUGCCUAUAAGCAUAUCAAGUAUCUUGUGUUUGUACAUGUCCUUCUCCAUACUUGCACACAAAUGCACAACAGAAUAUGUCUAUAAAGAAUAUGUAAUGGCGCACAAUGCAUGUUACCAUAAUUUGGCGAUCUAAUAAAUGUUUAAUGUCUGUUCUAUAAACUUGAUUGUUGAUUGAUGAUUGUUUCAAUUGCGUGCUGACUACAAAUGCACACAAGGCUCAUUUACAUAUUCAAUUCACCCUGUUUUUAACAGAAGACAUAUUUAAAUAUGUUACCAACAACUGGGAACGCCAACUUUGUGAAAGUCUAAUCCCUCCUGUGUGUUUGUGCCAGCCACAUGUGAAGUCUUGUUUUUGCGAUUUCCAGAUUAUUGGUUCAUUUCAAAAUACACAAUGCAUGACCAAUUAAAAGAUGAAGAUUUGCCUUGCAGACUCAUUUAACAAAAGAAAAUUCAAGCCAUCAUUCACUGUAUGCCUGAGAAGAGUUUUAAAAUGUUAAAUGUAUGUCAAAUAGUCAGCUCAUUGUUUUGGUGUUUGUAUCACAUUAUUGUACCAUAUAUAUACAGUACAUAUACUGUAUAUAUUCUAUACGACUAUAUCAGAUGGGGGUACGUGGUGGACUAUAUUAUUUCGAAUUGGGAAUGCAGAUUAUAAAGUUUGUAUAAAAUUAUCCCAAUCUUUGUCAUAUCUUAGUCCCAACCCAUGUCUUUGUGUAUACAUUCACAAUUUGUGUAUAUAUUCACAAUAUAAAUAUAUUCACAAUGUAUUUCCCCAACAGACAGAGUAAGUGCCACAGUUAGGGAGACCCCAUGUUUUAGUUUCUCUGAGUGGAGAUGUGAUCGGAGGUGUUGUGGCCAGGGCCCGGGGGCAGAAACUGCUCUCCGUUUGCUCUCCUUACCACAUCCUUCCUGCCCCCCCCCCCCCCCCGCCCCCGCCCCCAUGACCAUCCCAAGAACCAGAGCAAAGGACAUAACCACUUCACCACAUGUGGGAGAAGGGAUUGGAGAAGGGAACAUGAGGGUUUCUUGAAACAUUAGACUUGGGAAUCUGUCACUGAAAAACACGUGCUGUGAUGUUCCACUGUAACUGAUUAUGUCGAUUACAACCAGGGACUGCAUAUCAAGGAACCUAACAUACACAUAGUAUAAAUUCCAAUAUGUUGUCAUAUUCUGUGUUGUGAACUGUGUAAGCUCAUAAUCUGCCUUUAAUGACUUCCUUGAGACUGAACUGCUUGUUGAUGUUGUGUAGAGGCUGACAGAUGGUGAUUGUGUUGACCCACAGCCUAUUAGAAUGCAUCCAGCUUAGAGAGA